AUGGCGCAAACUUGUUCUUCCGGCACAUCAACCACAUUACGAGGCUUGGUAGAUGAUGCCCCAAAGAGGCCCCUGACUCCUCAGGCCAUAGAAAUCGAGGAUGACGCCUCCGACAAAUCAACGGAUGACACCCCCAGCGACGAGCCUCGCAAUCACUCCCCACCGAUCCAAAUCAACUCCAGAACGAUCGAAAUCGUUGAUUUAGUUGAGACCAGUCCGUUCUUGUCGGACAGGAAUCAAAUGGAUUGUCAGGAAACAGACGCCAACACUGACACCGUGCGCUAUGUCCACCAAGAGAUGGAGAUAGACCAGGAGGAACUAUUGGUGGUUGAACAUCAUUCACAUGCACAAGAUCACUCGCGACAAAUAUAUAACGAAGAAACAACCGAAAUCCCAACUCGAGUUCAGGAAAACAAGUCCGCCUCCAGCCGCAAAUCUUCCACCAACCCAGAAACACCGCGCCGGAGCCCGGUGGCCACGAAAAACAGCCCAUCCCCAAUGCUGAACAGCACCUGGGAGACGGUUACUAGCAUGAGCGAACGCAUCAAACGAGGGCUUUCUGCAGACGAAAAGAAAAAUGUCGGACAUGCAUACCUGCUUGAAGAUCACCGUGAGAAAACAGGGCGUUUUAAGAUUGGAAGCUCUCAAACAGCCAGAAUAAGACAACGUGUGGCUAACCAGGUUCGUGACUGCAAUCUUGAGGGUUGGACAGCCAAAUCCUUCCCCCAGUUUCCACUCCGUGAGUACGUACGCCUGGAAAAGAUCGCACAGAAAGAGUUAUACUUCAUGAAUGAGCGGUUUAGGUGUGACUCUUGCAAAACGGACCAUACGGAAUAUUUUCGGGGAGAAAAGGAGAUUGCCCGUGAGACUCUUGAGUUCUGGGCACAGUGGCUCGAGCGCUGCAAACCAUAUGAUAGCGACGGUGAACUUCUACCAUUCUGGGUCAGACGGCUUGACAUGUUGAAGGAUAAGAACUACUACGACAACUACUUUCAAUGCCUGGAUUCGAACUGCGAAAGAGAUCCUGGUCUUGAGGCGUGUCGCGGAUGCCUUCGAGCAGGCUGGAAAGCCUGGACUGAAGCAGAGAUUGAAUCAGAAGACCCAGAGCUAGAAGAUCCAGAAUUGGAAGAAGCAACAAGAAAAGCACCCGAGCAGGCUUUGCCGAUGUCAUUGCCACUCUUCAACUUUAUCUGCAUCCUGGCUGUCAUAUCAUUUAUCAUGGAAUGUAUCCCUGUGAUUGGAAAUAUUGUCCACCCAAAUGGCAUCCGGAAAAUCCAGUCCUUACUGAUUCUCUGUCUUUGGGUCUACAAAGAGAUGACAGGCCCUACACCUGAAGCUUCGGCCGCUAAAUCCAACCAGGAACCCUCAGAAGGACUUGCAAAGACACCAAGGAAGCAGUCAACAGUGACAGUAACUGUAAGAACGGCGCCCGCGAAGCUACUGAAUGCUUCCAGACAUGUCGAGCUACCAGGAAACACACCAGUCCGCAUGUCAGCACGAGGGCAGAUUCCGGACACUGAGCCCAUUAUGAAAACUUAUAAUCGAGGAUCAAGGGAGUCUGCAACAGAUGAGUCACCGUCAAAAGCAGCGCUCGCAAGGAAGCAGAAUAAUCGGCUCGACCGAAGAAGUAUCGAACAGGCUCUCGAAAGGACGUUUACCCUACCCUCUACGCCGGCGUAA
Messenger RNA from Aspergillus affinis, 1680 nucleotides. Its product is annotated as GIY-YIG nuclease family protein. Lineage: Eukaryota; Fungi; Ascomycota; Eurotiomycetes; Eurotiales; Aspergillaceae. The record is from RefSeq and is a predicted model, not a curated record. The transcript has a single exon. The coding region runs from base 1 to 1680 and encodes 559 amino acids.